Molecule: messenger RNA, 810 nt
Organism: Penicillium salamii
Lineage: Eukaryota; Fungi; Ascomycota; Eurotiomycetes; Eurotiales; Aspergillaceae
Source: the annotation of a GenBank genome assembly
AUGUCGGAACGAUCAAACCACUCCAAAAAGUGGAAGGGGGGUGGCAAAGGUGGAAAAUGGCAGCACCAGACGAAAACGUCCACCAUUGAAUCUGGUGAUGUGGGUGUAUUUGUGACUUGUGAUAUGGGCAGAGAGAAAAAGGCUCUCAACGAAGCUAUUGAUCUAUUUUCUCAGGCCCUCGAAGAACCGUCCGCACAGGAUGACGAGCAAGACACCGAUGAUGAAGACAUCGAAGCGCAGAUCCAACGGGAGUUAGAGGGCUUACAGCCCAACAAAGACAAACCUCGUCAAUUCCGAGGUGUGCAGUUGGACAUGCCAUGUGUGACAUUCGUACGCCUGGAUCCUUCAAUAGAACCAGUGCAGCUGGUUCAUCGUCUAUGUAGCGAGGCCCACGCAAACCCAGAUGUCAAGAAGAGUCGAUACAUUCAACGCAUGCAUCCAAUGACCAAAGUUCACAAGACUCUGAGUGUGGAUUUGGCGGAAUUUGCGAAGGAUAUUCUCAAGCCUUACUUUCACUCCGGUGGUCCACCGAAGACGUAUGCCAUCCGGCCCUCGGUGCGUGGAAAUGCAAAGCUCAACCGAGACAUCGUGAUCAAGACGGUGGCCGAUGCUGUCGGUCCUGAGCACCCCGUGAACUUGAAGAAUUACGACUAUAUGAUUCUGGUUGACAUUGCCCACAAUGUGAUUGGUAUGAGUGUCGUAGGAAGUGACUACGAUAAGCUGAGACGGUUCAAUUUGGCUGAGAUUUAUAAUCCCAGUCCAAAAGGCGGACCAACGACUCCAUCCACCAAGAAGCCCAAGACUCAGUGA